GGUUUGUGCUUUUACUUUGACUCCGCUUCCAUAUUGGCCCAUCAAGAGUUUAUCCACACAGUUCUAAGAAUGACAACCUUUUACAUUCCCGUUCUAGAGAUCUUCCUGGGCGUCCUAGGCAUCAGCCUCUCCAUCAUGUUCUGUGCCACCUUCUGCAGAGCGUGCAAUCGCUUAAGGGAGCAGGAGAUAGAAAGGGAGGCGUGGAGACGCAGUGAGCAGGACGGACAUCCUCGUUCUAUAUAUUUCAUCCCAUUCCCCCGUAGCAUGUCACAGCAGGACAGUGAAGACAACCACAGGGUGCCUCAACACAGCCAGGACCUCCACACACCCCCACGAUACAGCACUUCAGUCUACUGUGGGCCCCCACCUUCAUACAAUGAGCUGGGAUUUAAGACUGAUGAUCUUCCCCCUGCUUAUGCAGAAUAUAACACUCCUGUGUGUCCCAUCACACCUCCACCUCACAUAGACAUGGAUUAGCCACAAACACAGUCACAACCAUAAGCCAGGACCAUCACACUGUGCCUCUGUUGAGGUUAUGGACAGUCUUGAUUAUUGAACUGCCUCAUGGAUGUGAGCUGACACUGGAGUUGAUAAUGUUUUAAAGAUUCUUAUUAUAUUUUAAUUGUUUGGUUUUUUUUGUGGUAAUGAAUGUGAUGACUGCCCAGAGGGUAUGAAAGCUGCAGAGAUGGCACCGGGUUUGAAGCUAUGAACACCAUGAGUAUACAGCACAUUGUCUCAGCCACUAAGAGCACUUAGGAGCUGAAAUAGAUUUUAUUCCUAUAUAACAACUGUUGAAAUGGAAUAUGUGCAUCAUUUCUCCACUUGCUUUUAUAAUCUCCAACAAGGAGGUAAUGCUUUUGGUCCUGUUUGUUGGCAUGUCUGUCUGUUUUUUCAUUAGCAGGAUAUCCUUCAAAUAUACGUAUAUACAUGUAGCAUGAUGAAUUUAAAUGGCCUUAACUCAGUGUUUAUGAGUCACUUGAUUUCCUAGACAGGAUGUAGAUAUUUGCAAAAAAUCGUGGUCAAUAUCAUCUACUCAGGAAACUAUCACUAUGUGUAUUAUAAUGCAGAUCCCAAUCCAGAUGCUGAGUGAAAAUAUCAAAAUGUUUCAUCAAAAUUACAAGAUUAGAAGAUUCUUCAGCCUUAGGGAAGCAUUAUUGCUCUCUGAGUCCUUUGUAAUUUACACUGUGUAUAUUACGUAAAAUAUCAGUAAAGUUAUAUACUGAACUGAGUAGCAGCCUUGAAACAAAAUCAAAUGUAUUCACGUUGCAUUCAAACCAAGUAGGAACACCUAUCAGAAAGACUUGAUGGCCCAAAGCAAUAACUUGUUCUCAAGUAACCAAACUUGAGUGACGUUUUCUGUAUUUCUGUAUUCUGGGUUUAAUAAUGUUAAUAAUGUUGUGUCAUCGCAUGUUAAAGCAACAUUAUGUAGUAAUUUUAUCUUAAAAUAACAGCUUCAGAAUCAUUUUGAUGGUACAAUGACUUGUAAUAACGCAAAAAAAGGGUAAAUGGCGUCUUUGUCAUUACCACUCUGGGCUGGGGCGCUGGUUAUUAAAACUUUGUAACAUCGGAGUCCCAUAUACAAACAACAUUUUGCAACAACUGCUCAAUGGUGUAAGGCACCAACACAGCUCUUCAUCAAGAAACAAAAAGUAUAUAAUGCACAAUGUAAGUUGUUUGGAAGAAGCUAGCUCAGUAUUGUCACUAUUGGCAGAGGCUGCAAAGAGACCAAAGAAGAUGUUGUCGGACGACGAGAAGAAGAGAAAAAGACAGAGCAAGAGGCCACAUAAGAAUAUAUAAUAGCUUUUACUUGUUGGCCUUGUUGGAACCUCCUCAAGGAACCCAUACCCCACUUUGAGAACCACUGCUUUAUAACAUUGAUAAUAAUUGAAAAUUUCCUACUGGACGGCCUCAACCUCUAACAACAUGUACCCCACACACUCCAAGGGGCACACACUGGAUCGAGUCAUCUCAAACGCUGCCCCCAUUAGCAACCUUCUGGUGCAGGGACGUGCACAGACAUUUUGGUGGGCAGGGGCUCAAGUGAAAAAAAGGGCAUUUUUUUAAACAAGACAAAUAUAUUAACUCAACAACAUUUUUACUUUGCUACAAAAUAAUCAGUUCACACUGAGACCACGGCCUUCUAUAGUAUUCACUAGGUUUAUCACAGGAGCAGGCGACAGCAAAGGAAACUGUGCCACAAUGUGCAUGUUUUCUAUGCUACUAGUUUCAAGUAUACAUUUAUGACAUAGUUUCAUUAAUAGGUUGUUCAUAAGCCAAUAAAUCGUUUAAAUUGU
Messenger RNA from Micropterus salmoides (largemouth bass), 2294 nucleotides. RefSeq lists its product as uncharacterized. Bases 70 to 477 code for a protein of 135 amino acids. The record is from RefSeq and is a predicted model, not a curated record. The transcript is spliced from 3 exons. NCBI's taxonomy places the organism in Eukaryota, Metazoa, Chordata, Actinopteri, Centrarchiformes, Centrarchidae.